AUGGAAGAAGGCAACGAAAGAGUCAUCAUAAAUGAAGAAGGGCAAGUCAUAAAUAGAGUUUCCGUCAGGAUCCCCGCUUUCUGGAAUGAAGAGCCAGAACUAUGGUUUGCCCAACUUGAAGGACAAUUCACACUAACAAUAAGUGGAAUUACUGCGGAUUCAACGAAAUAUGCCUGCACCCUUUCGCAAUUGGAUUCUCGACAAAUAAAAGAGAUAAAAGAUAUUAUUACACAACCACCGGCAACGAACAAAUAUGAAGCAGUCAAGAAAGCACUGAUACAGAGAUUGUCAAUCUCUCAGGAACAAAGAACCCGACAGCUGCUCGAACUAGAAGAGAUAGGAGACAGAAAACCGUCACAAUUUCUUCGACACCUUCGGACACUUGCUGGAAAUAAUGUUCCAGAUUCCCUUCUACGAACACUAUGGCUUGGAAGACUUCCGAAUCAAAUGCAGAUGGUCCUCGCUACACGACUAGAAGAUCCGCUGAAUAAUGUUGCAGAACAAGCAGACCGGAUCCAUGAAAUGUCUAGCAAAACCCUUGUAGUUGCUGCUACCUCGACAACUCCAAAAAAAACCUUGGAACAGCAGGUACAAGAAUUGACAAAACAAUUAGCAAAUUUAACCACGCAUCUCUCAAGAAGUAGAGAAAGAAAAGGUGGUAGAUGGAGAAAUCAGAGUAGGAGCAGAAGUUCCUCCAGAAAAAAAGAAUUCAAUGAAAAAUACUGCUUCUAUCAUAAUCGAUUUGGAGAGAAAGCAAAAAAAUGCACUGAGCCUUGUUCUUACCAAACGGAAGAAAAAAAAAACAACUCAGGGCAAUCACUAAUGGAAAUUGAUCAACCAUCUCAAAAGAUUUGUCGACUCUUCGUCACAUGUAGAGAGACCAAGAAAAGAUUCCUCGUUGACACAGGAUCAGAUGUAAGCGUAUAUCCAAGGACUAUGGUAGUAGGACUCAUAAAGAAAUCAAAUUACGAACUCAUUUGCGCCAAAUUUAAUUUGGCGCAAAUGAGUUGA
This is a messenger RNA of Vollenhovia emeryi, 1011 nucleotides long. RefSeq lists its product as uncharacterized. The transcript has a single exon. The record is from RefSeq and is a predicted model, not a curated record. NCBI's taxonomy places the organism in Eukaryota, Metazoa, Arthropoda, Insecta, Hymenoptera, Formicidae. The coding region runs from base 1 to 1011 and encodes 336 amino acids.